This is a messenger RNA of Penicillium subrubescens, 1749 nucleotides long. RefSeq names its product sulfatase family protein. Lineage: Eukaryota; Fungi; Ascomycota; Eurotiomycetes; Eurotiales; Aspergillaceae. The coding region runs from base 1 to 1749 and encodes 582 amino acids. The record is from RefSeq and is a predicted model, not a curated record. Gene Ontology annotation, biological process: phenol-containing compound metabolic process. The transcript has 5 exons. Gene Ontology annotation, molecular function: glycosaminoglycan binding; N-acetylglucosamine-6-sulfatase activity; arylsulfatase activity.
AUGCCACGUUUAAUAGCAUCACUAUUCCUGACUGCCAGUCUUUUUCUGGCCAAUGCCAGCGCUUUAGAUGCUCGGGGAGCAGCCCAUGCUCCUGGGCAUAGCAAGAAGCCCAACUUUGUCUUCAUCCUGACAGAUGAUCAAGAUUUGCAUCUUAACUCUCUUGAGUAUAUGCCCAAGUUGCAGCGUCUGGUUGGAGAUCAAGGUACUGUCUUUGAGCGACAUUUCUGUACGAUUGCUGUUUGCUGUCCGUCACGGGUCAGUUUGAUGACGGGAAAACUGGCACAUAACACCAAUGUCACUGACGUAUUCCCUCCCUAUGGCGGAUAUCCCAAGUUCGUGGCAGAGGGUCAUAACGAGAACUACUUGCCCAUUUGGCUGCAGGAUGCGGGCUACAACACUUACUAUACUGGCAAAUUCCUGAACUCCCAUACGACUUCCAACUACAACAAUCCAUACCCCAAAGGCUGGAACGGGACAGACUUUUUGAUGGAUCCGUCCACCUACAGCUACUGGAACUCCACCUUCCAGAGCAAUCACAAUUCCCCUGUCGUGUCGGACGGAUACUCAACUGACCUAAUCUCCAAUUAUGCCCUCAACUUCAUCGAGAACGCCCAGAGUUCCGACCGCCCAUUCUUCAUCGGAAUUGCUCCCAUCGCACCGCACGCGAAGACGGCCGCUGUGGUGGGUUCGUCCAUUCCAGCCUUCACCGACCCUGUCCCUGCAAACCGACACGCAAACACAUUUCCCAAUGCAAAGGCUCCUCGAGGAGAGAACUUUAACCCUAACACGCCGAGCGGAGCCAGCUGGGUGCUGAAUCUCCCCCAGCUAAACUCUAGCGAGGUCGCCUAUUUGGACGAAUAUUACCGUAAACGAAUUCAGUCCCUUCAAGCAGUCGAUGAGCUGGUGGAGAGCGUCGUGACCAAGCUUGAUGAUUACGGACUGCUGGACAAUACUUAUAUCUUCUACACGUCUGACAACGGAUAUCAUGUUGGACAGCAUCGCAUGGUCCCCGGCAAGGGAUGUCCUUACGAAGAAGAUAUUAAUGUUCCCAUGAUGGUUCGUGGCCCUCGCGUGCCUAAGGGCCGGACAGUCGAUUUCGUCACAUCGCAUACCGAUAUUGCUGCCACUCUGUUCGAUCUAGCUGGCAUCCCCUUGAGAGAUGAUUUCGAUGGACUCCCGAUGCCUUUGACCGUCGCAGAGAUGCAUGAUGCCGAGCACGAUCCGCGUCGGGAACAUGUCUCCGUGGAAUACUGGGGUACAAAUCUUCAAGAAGGUGAUAUCGGGCGAGUUUCACCCACUGGAGCAGGAGUGGUCCAUGGUAACAAUACCUACAAGGCCAUGCGGGUCAUCGGCGACUCUUAUAAUCUGUUCUACUCGGUCUGGUGUACCAACGAGCAUGAGCUUUACGAUAUGACGAAUGACCCGUACCAAAUGCGUAAUAUUUUCAGCAAGACGAAAGGCAAGCUACUUGGUCGGGAUAUCAAGCAAGUGAUCUCCCGACUAGAUGCCCUCCUACUGGUACUGAAGAGCUGCAAGAGCUCGGAAUGUACGCUUCCCUGGCAAGUUCUCCAUCCGGAUAAGAAAGUCACUAGCCUUUCUGAAGCCUUGCAACCCAAGUACGAUGCGUUCUACGCUGCACAGCCUGAUAUCAGUUUUUCGGCGUGUGAGCUAGGGUACUUCCCGGAGUCUGAGGGACCACAGGAGGGCUAUGCGUACCGACGCAGUGGGGACUGGAGUCUCUGGGCAUAG